AGUCAAUCCAAGCACGCCGCGCGCCGCCUCAAUGGCCUAUCCUCGUUGUGGCGGCCAUAUUUACAGAAAAACUUAUUUUUAUGUUUUUGGCUGAAGUACUUUGUUUCCGUGGUCAGAAAUAAAUUUAAAAAAAAAAUGUUAUCACAUACGAAUCGUAUGUUCACAUAUGUACAUUCAUUCGUGAUUGUCAUGUAUUGUGUUGUUGGCUGCGUUGCGCUGUUUGCAUUCUUUCCCGACUAGUGACUUGUAUAUUUAGUAAUCUGUGAUUCUUGCUCAAAGGGUACCUUAUUACAUAGAUUUUAUUUAGUUUUUUCCAUCCUCUAGGAGUUUAAUGAAUUUGUUGCCAAAUUUCAAAUUGUAAUAAUUUAGUAAUGUCUGAUUCUGAAGAUUCGGACGCUGUGGAUCCUUGUUCUUUACUAGAAAUCCAUGAAGAAAUAAAAAGAUGCAAGAAAAACCCCAGUACGUCUUCAAUGUUCGUCUCCGGAUGGGAUGAUGCUGACGAAGGUGUUCAAGUUGUACAGGACCCGAAAGCCAAUCCUGUUACUCAUAUAUUAUGGGCUGCAGAACAUGAUAAACUGAAUACGUUGAAGACGUUGAUUAAGUCACAACCAAGCCUAGUAAAUGCACAGGAUGAAGACGGGUAUACACCACUUCAUCGCGCUGCUUAUAGCAAUCAUUUAAGGGUCAUUUCAUAUCUGCUGAGUGUUGGUGCCAAUGUUCAUAUGAAAACAGAGAUGGGAUGGACACCACUACACUCAGCUUGCAAUUGGAAUAACUAUUUAGCAGCAGCAAGGUUGCUAGCUGCUGGGGCUGACCCUGCUUCCUUAUCUGAAGGAGAGCAAACUCCUCUACACUUAGCAUCAUCAAUCAGUCAUUGUAAAUCAACAUUACUCAUUCUCUUACUACGAGAGGACUCAGUAGAUAUAGUAAGAAAGAAAAACAAAUCAAACCAAACUCCUGAAGAAUUGGCUAGAGGUCAUGGAAUAUAUGCACCAUUAUUUGAAAUGGCGUCACCAGCUUCUUCUUAUAUAAAAUCCAGAUCAUUUACUUGUAAUCCUUAUGUACGAGCUCAACUUCUUCAACAAGUUAAUAAAGAUUAGUUAUGCUACCGUUUUCUUAAUUUUUUUUUCUUAUUUCACUUGGCUUUUCGCGGUAAGCCUUUCAGCCACUUACAAAGCGUCUUUAUUAACUUGUUUUUAAACUGGGAAAAUUUUAUAUCAUGGAAUGUAAUUUGAAAACAAGAUUUGGAAGUUGGAGAAAAAGGGAUCAGGCGAGGAAUUAUGUGAUGUACACAUUGUUAUGGAUGUACAUAAACAAAUAGUAUAUUGAAAUGAUAUUUGAUAUUUUGCUUUUAAAAUAAGAAUACCCUAUUUGAGAUCUAAAAUGUUUUUAUUGAAUUUUUUAAUUACUACUUUUAUACAUAUAAUUGUUUACACAAAGUAUAGCACUUCAAGUUACUUAAUUAUACAUGUACAAAUAGUCCAAUACCUGCAUUGACUUACAAAUAAAUGGACGACGGGUCUAAUACAAAAACCACGAAAAAAAUGUCCCAAGUCAACCUAUUCGAAAUU
Hyposmocoma kahamanoa is the source of this 1571-nucleotide messenger RNA. RefSeq names its product ankyrin repeat domain-containing protein 49 (gene Ankrd49). Gene Ontology annotation, cellular component: cytoplasm. The transcript has 3 exons. The record is from RefSeq and is a predicted model, not a curated record. Gene Ontology annotation, molecular function: protein binding. NCBI's taxonomy places the organism in Eukaryota, Metazoa, Arthropoda, Insecta, Lepidoptera, Cosmopterigidae. Bases 372 to 1100 code for a protein of 242 amino acids.